UUCCAGUUUCCCCUUCCCUCUCUCAGACCACACCCAGGCCUAGCUAAAUUCUUCCUUGAGAAGUUGCUAUUUACUAAGAAGCUAUUUUUUUGUCACUUAAUUCAAACGGUCAAAAAUAAAUCACAGUGAGUCUGUCCUGAUCCGAAUAACAGGUGUCGGCAGUGGGUGUGGUUACUUGGUUUGAGGUUAGAUGGUACCGGUUCGACCAGCAGUAAGUGUUGGGAUAGUAUACAGAGCAUAUGUCAUCCAUUGAACGCCACCUGUUGUAUCCAGUUUGAAAUUCUUCUCAACCCCAGAGCCGUAAGAAUGAGCAGGCCCCAGAUGUUCCCGUCUCCAUCUACCAUCCUGUGUCUGUCCCUGCUCCUCCCAGCACUCCACUGUAACAACAACCUGCUGUGUUACUACAGCCCCAUCAUGUACCGGAACAAGACCUUUGACCUCAUCCUGACAGAGUGCCCUCCCGCGGAACUCUGCAUGACGGGCAACGGUCGCUAUGGAAACCACAGCGCCCUGUCCACCCGGGGGUGCAUGGCGUCGACGGGCUGCGGUCAGAUACACCCUCUCCGACUGAAAGGAACUGUUUACACCAUGACGUAUGCGUGCUGUGGCUAUAACUACUGUAACGCAGGACACCGUGUUGCGGUUAAUUCGGUCCCCCUCGCGGUGGCGAUGACUAUGCUGUUAUUAACGUUUUUUAGAUAGGUGCUGGUUCUUAUAGAGGACGUGAGGAAUACGAGGGAUUUGUUGGUUGAAUAGUUUACUGCUGCAUACUCAGUCUAACCAAACACUGCUGCAUACUCAGUCUAACCAAACACUGCUGCAUACUCAGUCUAACCAAACACUGCUGCAUACUCAGUCUAACCAAACACUGCUGCAUACUCAGUCUAACCAAACACUGCUGCAUACUCAGUCUAACCAAACACUGCUGCAUACUCAGUCUAACCAAACGGAGGCGUGCACCAACCUGGAGAACCAUAGGAGCUUUUCUUAAACCAAAUACAAUGGAAGAUUAUGCAUUAGGCUCCUUUUUUUUUUAUACGGAGAAAUUAAUAUUUUUAUGAUUGUGAAAUAAAUGUUUUAUACACUAACUGGA
Messenger RNA from Oncorhynchus keta (chum salmon), 1093 nucleotides. RefSeq names its product protein Bouncer-like. The record is from RefSeq and is a predicted model, not a curated record. Bases 307 to 702 code for a protein of 131 amino acids. NCBI's taxonomy places the organism in Eukaryota, Metazoa, Chordata, Actinopteri, Salmoniformes, Salmonidae. The transcript is spliced from 3 exons.